CCGGCUCAGCGUUCUGCAGGUCCCGCGCUGCCUUGCUCCCUUAGUUCUCUGUUCCUGCACUGAGAGGCCGGCCUCGCGGGCGGACACCUUUUGGAGAGUUUGCGCUGGAGCUCGGGCAAGUUUCUUCCCCAGCCCGCACUGCCGGAGUGGUACCUGCAACAGCUCCAGGGACGGAUGCCGAGGUUAAUCUGUGGAAUGAGCCCCAGGAGAUCAAGAAAACAUUAAAACUCCAUGGUGAAAUAGAUCUUGCAGUUUUUGGAUUCAGACAUGAAGAGAAACACAGUUGUCUGAAGUGGUCAUGAAAGCCAAACAAAUCUUCUUCUCUGUUCUGCUGUUUGGGACAGCAGGGCUUCUGCUCUUCAUGUACUUGCAAGCAUGGAUUGAAGGACAUUAUACAGGGAGAAUAGAGAGGAAGAGAGAGCAGAGAGCAGCAUCGGUGACUACAGGAAAAAUCCAGAAACACAUCACCAAUCAGUACUCUGAGGUUCACAUGCCUGAAGAUCUAAAGAAGAAAAGGGGAAAUCUACUCAACCUGGAGAGACCCACUAGGGUUUUAAGGAAAAGCAGCCAUUCACAAAGGGAGGACCGAGCUCACAGAUCAUCAACUGAAACACAUCAAGUUGCUAAGAUUCGACAUUUUCAGAAACCCAUCCAGAUGGACUGGCCACUGGUCACUCGGCCCUUAAACAAAAGUUCAGUCCAAGGCAACAAAUGGAAGAAAGCAGAUGAAACCCAAGAGAAACGUAGAUCCUUCCUUUAUAAGUUUUGCAAGAAAUAUGGUGGAGUAAAUGAUCCCAAAUCCAACCUUUUUCAUAUAGUAUCCAGGAUAUAUGUAGAAGACAAACACAAAGUCCUAUACUGUGAAGUACCAAAGGCUGGCUGCUCUAAUUGGAAAAGAAUUCUGAUGGUCCUAAAUGGAUUGGCUUCCUCUGCGUACAAUAUCUCCCAUGAUACUGUGCACUAUGGCAAGCAUUUGAAAACACUAGACAGCUUUGACUUAAAAGGCGUACACAUGCGCUUGAAUACCUAUACCAAAGCUGUGUUUGUUAGAGAUCCCAUGGAAAGAUUAGUGUCUGCAUUUAGGGAUAAAUUUGAGCAUCCCAAUAGUUACUACCAUCCAGUGUUUGGAAAGGCAAUUAUCAAGAAAUACCGACCAAAUGCCUCUGCAGAAGCAUUAAAUAAUGGAUCCGGUGUCAAAUUCAAAGAAUUUGCCUACUAUUUGCUGGAUGCUCACCGUCCAGUAGGGAUGGAUAUUCACUGGGAAAGGGUCAGCAAACUCUGUUAUCCAUGUUUGAUCAACUAUGAUUUUGUAGGGAAGUUUGAGACAUUAGAAGAAGAUGCCAAUUACUUUCUACAGUUGAUUGGUGCUCCAAAAGAGUUGAAAUUUCCAAACUUUAAGGAUAGGCACUCCUCUGAUGAAAGAACCAAUGCCCACGUGGUAAGGCAGUAUUUAAAAGACCUGAGCACAGCCGAAAGACAGCUCAUCUACGACUUUUAUCACUUGGACUAUUUGAUGUUUAAUUACACAACUCCACGUUUGUAAUUUGCAUUCAUUUUCUACAGCCCCGCAUAGACUUAAUGAUGAUGGUCUCAAAUCAGCUACUGUAAUUGUCCUACCAUUCUCUGUAUGGAGGAAAUUUAGCUAAGUGAAGUUGCCAUGAUUCAAUGAAGAUUUUUUUUUUUUACCAAAGAGUAUGACAGCAAUUGGCACAAAGUUAUUGGAAAAAGCAUCUCAAGGAGACAUGUAAACAACUUGAUGUGCUUUUAAAUGUUGGGAAAAGAACUGUUUUGGCAUUGUAGCUUAUACUGUGGAAGCAAUAACCUAGCCAGCUGUUACAUUAACCAAGAAAGCCUCUUGCAUGUAAAAUAAAAGAGUCAAAAUGGC
This is a messenger RNA of Grammomys surdaster, 1885 nucleotides long. It is a transcript of the gene Chst9, whose product is annotated as carbohydrate sulfotransferase 9. Gene Ontology annotation, biological process: carbohydrate biosynthetic process; proteoglycan biosynthetic process. Gene Ontology annotation, cellular component: membrane. Gene Ontology annotation, molecular function: sulfotransferase activity. Bases 299 to 1543 code for a protein of 414 amino acids. NCBI's taxonomy places the organism in Eukaryota, Metazoa, Chordata, Mammalia, Rodentia, Muridae. The record is from RefSeq and is a predicted model, not a curated record. The transcript has 5 exons.